Molecule: messenger RNA, 993 nt
Organism: Penicillium mononematosum
Lineage: Eukaryota; Fungi; Ascomycota; Eurotiomycetes; Eurotiales; Aspergillaceae
Exons: 1
Coding region: 1-993 (330 amino acids)
Molecular function (GO): hydrolase activity
Source: RefSeq, a predicted model, not a curated record
AUGGACCUCGAAACCGACAUGUCACGUUUCGAUGACUUCGUCAUUCUGACUGCCACCUACAAGACAGUACACAAUCAUGAGCUCACGGUCAACCUGCUCUACCCCAAGAGCCUGAAUGAGUUAUCCCAACAAUUGCGCACUUGUCCAGUCCUCCUCCGCUAUCAUGGCGGGGGCCUGGUUGGCGGUUACAGCCUCUAUCCCGGCUUUUUCAACCCUUGGUAUCUUGAGCUGGCCAAAGAGAACUCAGCCAUCAUUGUGUCCCCGGACUACCGACUGCUUCCUGAGUCCUCUGUUAUGGAAAUCCUUGAAGACGUUGAGGACAACUGGAAGUGGAUACACCAAGCCCUGCCCGCUUUCCUCAAGCAGCAGACACAAGGAACCAUCCAACCAGACCUGAGCCGGAUUAUGUGCGUCGGUGAUAGUGCCGGUGGAUAUCUUAGCUUACAGAUGGGCCUCAACCACCCGUCCGAGAUUCGCGCCAUCAACGCGGUGUAUCCCGUGGUGGACUUCAAGAGUCCGUACUUUUGCAACGGGCAAGAAAGACCGGUGUUUAACAUGCCGACCUUCCCCCGAGACUGCCUUGAGCGCCACAUGGAAGAGGUUAAACGACAGGAAACACUCACGCAAAAGCCGGUGAUUGUAUCAUCCGGGGCUGGUAAUGAACGGCUGGAAUUGAUGUUCUCGCUCUGCCAACUUGGACGACUGGGCAGUUUCUUUCCUGACAACACAAUAGCCCCGUACCCCCUCAAGAAGCUGGACCAGGGCGCUCGCUUUCCAAGAGGCGGAGUUCUCGUGCUACAUGCAAAGGAUGAUACUGUGGCGCCGGUAGAACAAAGCUAUGGGCUGGCGAGAAAGCUUGCUGAGACUGAUCCUGAACUGAACUUCAAACUCAUCGUACGGGACGGGGAGCAUGGGUUUGAUCAUUCAGCAAAGCUGAGGGAUGAGUGGUUGUGGAAUGCAGUCCAGGACAUUCUGAAGGCCUGGCUCGAAUGA